Molecule: messenger RNA, 4655 nt
Organism: Chara braunii
Lineage: Eukaryota; Viridiplantae; Streptophyta; Charophyceae; Charales; Characeae
Source: the annotation of a GenBank genome assembly
CAGGGAUGAACGAGAAGGACGCGCAAAACGCGAGGCCCGUAGUGGCGCCUGCUCUUCAGUAGAAGAGGAAACCGCGCCGAAGCGUCGGCAUCGUCUGGCAUCGUCUUGCGUUUGCGUGCUUGGCGGCUCGGGCACGCGCUGUGCUGUGUUGCGCGCCACCGUGCGCCACUCUGUCUUGCGCACCGCUGCGCUUUGUGGGAAGAGAAGAGGGGGGGAAAGGGGCUGCAGGGACAACACUGUGUUUCGCCCGCCGAUCGACAGUCUGCCGUAGCAAGGAGGGGGGUAGUAUAUAAGGAGGGGGAUAGGAUAUAAGAAGGGGGGGUAGGAUAUAAGGAGGGGGGUAGGAUGAGGGCUGGUUCCGAGCCUGCAGCGCAAUCUGGGGGGGGUGGCCUUCGUGCGUCUGCUAGUAAUGGGCCGGCUCGGCAAAUGCCAAAGGGGGGGUCCGCUCCGUCUGCAUCUAGACCGGAUUUCAGACCUCCCCCCUCUGAGGACGCCAUGAUGAGCAAUAGCAACCAGAAGGACGGCAUUUGGCUGGGUGGAAGGUGGAAUACCAAGUAUAAGUGGCGGCGGUCGUGGCUUGAGGCUAGUGAACUGGACCCCCCUGUUCCUGAGGACAAACAAUUUAUAGAAACGCUGAUAUUAUUAGAGCGAGCGGAGGCAGCAUGCGGAUGGUUUGUAAUCUUAAUGAUCCUAGUCUCCUUCUGGAAUGGUGUGAAUAAUGCGAGACCGGCCCUCUUCUGGGUCUUCGUGGUUCUCCUCUGCAAGGAGCUGUUUGUGAAAUGGGCGAGGUGGAUGGUAGAGAGAGCCUUCUGGGGUAACGUGCCUUGUGCCGACAUAGGUGUGCGAAGGCUGUGGGAUGCGAAGUCGGUCGUACCCGUCUGGUUGCUGCAUUUCACGGGCUUCUGGACUCAUUUGUUGUUGACGGUGCUGCUUUGGAUUGCCAUCUCCCGAGAGAAAGCGACUAAACAUAGAGGAAGGGAAACACUGUUUGCGGGGGCGGCGUUUACGACGAUUCAAAUUGUUUUGGCCGCCGUCGCGCUGUGGAUGGAGAUUGUCUUCGCCUUCCCCCCCGUCCCUAGAGAGAUUGCUCGGCAGUUUGGGUAUGAGAGAGCACGGGCUGCGGUUAGUGCGGUGGGUUUCGAGAGAGUGUCUCUCGGAAUGGGGGUGACUUUGGGUCUGUAUGCGAAUGCUCUGAAUUACGGGUUGAUAGACGUAUGGGAAGAGGCUUUCGCGAAGGUGGUCUGGUAUGUCCACUUGCGAAGACACGAGGCGUUCUCGACUGCCACGUGCUUCGCCGAAAAGAAGAAGUGUGGACUGCCGGCCUUCUGGUUUGAAGAAGCUCAUUGGCUGGUGAACAUUGUUCACUUGAUUGCGCCGGGAUCCGAGCUCGACAAGCGGGGCCUUCAGGAGAGCGAUGGGAUCGGAGAUGUAGGGCUCGGAUUUCAAUCGCUGCGCAAGAACGAGGUCAUGGCUAUGGACUCGAUUGCCAGGCUGGCGCGACAGGGCAAGCUCAGUCCGCGGAAACUCGGCGAUCAGGCCUACGAAUUGAUGGCAAGGAUCAUGCUUUGGGGGCCUGCCACGUGUCAAGUGCUGGCGGCGGAUGUGAUUGGAUCGUGGUUUGGUGCAGAAUUUAUGCCUGGGAUGAUGGGUGUCAUGACGGUGGGUCAAGAGGGCUCCAGGUGGAGUUGGGGCGCCGGCGAUGCCACCCCUUCGGAGCUCACACGCGUCAUUGAUUCGUUGAUGGAGAUCUUGCGAGUCGGCGAAAGAGGCGAAAGCGAGCUUCUUGACAUUGCUGCCAAGUCGUUGUUGAAGGUCAUCUCUAGUCUCAAAGCGGUGGGCGGGUGGAGGUGGGGAUGCGCGGUCGGGGUCUUUGCGGGCGAAGACGCUUUCGUCCGCACUCACACUCUCUUGCGUCUCGCGGAGUCGGGGUGGCCCGGAACAUCAUUGGUUGCCUCAUCAGGAUCAGCAUCAGCAGGAGGAGGAGUGGGAGGAGUAGGAGGAGGCGGCGGUCAGCGGAGAAGAAAUGCCAUUGCUAAGGUGAUUUGGGUGUUGACCACGGACGACUCUUUCCGUCAGAAGCUGAGAAUUGGGCACGGCAUCCCGGUCUUGAUGAGGCUGCUGAGACCGACUUCUGGUAUGGCCUCGGGGAUAUCAGCCACUGCGAAGGUGGCCAUCGCGGAAUCGCUUGUUCGCUGCUCAGAAGGAAUUCGCGAUAUUCAGGAGAGAGACGAUGUCAAGACCGCAUGCAUUACAGGUCUGGUUGAAGCUCUAGACGUGAUUGGACCGGAGAUCAAAGAGGGACUCAAGGAGGGUUCGGCAGGUGGAUUGGGGAACUCGCUCAGCGGAGGAGCGGCUGCUGCUGCUGCUGCCGCUGCCGGGGGCUCUGCGGUGUCCGUUCGCGCCGCCUGGGCCUUGCACGGCUUGCUUGUUACAGGCCGAAGUUGGGCGGUCGAGCCAUUCUUCCCUGCUGAGAGCGUUCAACGAUCGGCUUUGCUGAAGUUACUCAGGGUAGGGAAAGUUUUGGAGAACGAAUGGAGAGCUCUCUCGGUGGCGGGCGAUCCCAGAGUCCUGAAGGACAAGAUUGACCUCCUCAUCCUCUCGCUUCUCUCUAAUGGAGCUGUGUUUCCCAAAACGGAUAUUGACUACAUACUCGAUGCUGGCGGCGGCGAAGGCGUCGGUGUUCGGCAAGAGCUUGCAGAGGAAUUAGCGGCUGUGAUUGCUCGUGCAGUGACGAUUCUUCUCGACGAGAAUCCAUCGGUUGAUGGUGGCGUUGUUGGCGAUCAAGGGGAGAUUUGGAGUCUGGCAGUUGGUUCGCUCAUUCAUCUUGCCAGGUUCGAUGCAAGGAUCUGUACUCGAGUAAGGAUGGCCCUCGGCUCAAGGGUUGCAGAACUUCGUAGAUCUGACCAUGCGCAGGUGCUUCAGCUUCUGCGGUUGAUGGAGCUUGAUGCUGGCAGUUGAGCCAAAGGAGUGCGGGGGAUGGCAAAGGAAAUAGUUGCACAAUGGGUGCAAGAACAAGUACAAACUGCUUUGCUUGGGCGCAGUGGACCCCAUUGGCCAUGUGUUGUUCGAGACUCUCUCUCUCUCUCUCUGUGCCUCUCUCUCUCUCUCUUCUCCCUAUGUUAAGUGCCUUGCCAUGCUCUCCCCUCUCUCAGGGGAUUGUCAAAGAGGCAGCUUCACUUGGCCGUGGUGGGGUUGCUGUGGGGAUGGCAGUGGACCGUCCGUACGUAUCAUGGCCAUGCUGUCGUUUAUCGGUGUCGCUACAGCUGCCACUGCAUUGCCACGUGGAUGUGGCAGCACAGGUAUCGCAUAUCUUGCCAUGAAAAUGUGCGAGCUGGAUUUGAACGAAGAUGGCUGUCUUCGUCUGACUACCGUUGCAUGCGGAGAUUCGAUGACGUGUGUACCUUGCGUAAAUCUCCAUGACAUGUGUACCUUGCGUGCAUGGAGCGAUGUAUAGCUGUCUUGCCCUGUGGAUGCCGCAGCUGCACUCCAAGGAAGCUGACUCUGAUCGUCUGAGUGGUGUGUGUACAGUCGAUCCUGGUGGUUCUUUCUGUGCGCGGUGUUGUGGAAAAGCCUUGUCUUGCCACGUGGAUGCGACAGUAGAGGAAGCACACGUCUUACCAUUCGGAUGUGCCAGCUGGAUUCCAACGACGGUUUCUGUCCUUGCGUUGGUGGCAUGGGGAGAGUUUAUGAUGGGGUGUUCCUCCGCUGCACCGUUGUACUCCAUUGCCCACCAGGAGUGUGCCUGUAGGGAUGGACAGCUUGCUGCCCUGCAGAAGAGGGCAGGGGUUACUGAGGAGGGAAGGCGCUAUUCGGAUAUGGCUAUGUGGAAACCCAUUUGCCAUGUGGAAUGGCUAUUUGGCUAUUUGGGAGCGAGAGCUGUCUGAGUGCACUCGUGCUGGGUGCUGCUUGUUUGCUCUUUGAUCGCCGUGGCAUAAUUAGCUGGGUGGCUAGGGGAAAGGAACGUCAUUGUGAGAAAGAGAGAGGACAGUACGGGGGCUUUUUCACAGAGCAGUAUCUGUCUGUUUGCGCUCUGGGGGCGAUGAAGACAGCACAGUAUAUGACGUUUUCACAGUGCAGUAGCUAUUUAUUUGUGAUGUGGAGGCAUGCUCCUUGUGCCUGCAAAGAGCGGGCCGGAGGGAUGCUCCUUUUGACUGCAAAGAGUGGGAUGGUUCUCCCAUUUGAUCGGACACAGAAUGGCGACGAUGGGCAGUGUGAAGAUUGCCCGCUGUAACUUGUAGGCGGGCCAUACCAGCGACGGCGGAGUAAUGAGGGUUGACUUAAUGUUUGUAUGUGUUUAGCAGGUGCUGAUGAUGGUGGCGUUGAAAAUAUAUAAACUGUCCUCUAGAAUAAUAAUAAUGUAUAAAGUGCACUUCGCGUGCCUUUUCUUCAAAAGCGCAGUCUAAAUGGUGGACUGCCUCUUGUAUAGCCUGGCGAAGUUGCUGCGAAGUUUCCUGUUCCUGCAAUGAAUAUAUGUAGGCUCUUAUGACAGCAUAGUAUUCCUUGCUGAAUUACGGAACCGCUUGAGGGGUUAAUAUUAUUACCUGGUUUUAUCGUCUUAUUGCUAGGCGGAUAAGAUGAGAUGUUGUAUUUGAUGGCGGCAUUCAGAGCCCAAGUUUAUGUAAGGGAAUUUAUGCCCUGUAAAUCUUUUUCACGAG